AUGUGUAGCUCAAAGUCUAAAUCGCAAGAUAAUUUUAAUGGCGAUGGUAGCACCUCGCCAACUUGUGUUAAUAAGCGCCGGGUUCUUCAACCCAACUGCAAUCGCAUUCCUUUAUUGGAAAGACCAAACUCGCUGCUUAAAAAGACGACUGCCAAAGUGAGGCCGCCCUCAUCGACUGCCACAGCCACCCCUCCGGUCUCUCCUAAGCUGAAAUCUCCAAGACUGCCAGCUAUCAAGAGAAGUAACGAUUUGAACUCGAGCGUUGAGAGGCUGAUCGUGACACCAAAAUCCUUGAAUGUUAAAGCUUCCAGUGCAAUAGUAGUGAAGAAGUCCAAGAAAUCAUCAGGUAUCCUACAAUCCGGCGAUAAUGGUUCGUCGAAAUGCUCUUCCAACUCGCUCAUAGUCGAGGCACCCGGAAGCAUAGCGGCAGCUAGAAGAGAACAAGUUGCAAUUAUGCAAGAGCAAAGAAAAAUGCGUAUCGCGCAUUAUGGAAGAACUAAAUCAAUUAAGAAGGCUGUUCCUGAUGAUGAUAAUAAUCAUCAUCAUCAUCAUUCUUCUUUGGUUACUAAUAAUGCUGCUGUUCGAGAUCAAGAAAAGCGAUGCACCUUCAUCACUCCGAAUUCGGACCCAAUCUAUGUUACUUAUCAUGAUGAAGAAUGGGGAGUACCUGUCCACGAGGAUAAACUGCUGUUUGAAUUGUUGGUGUUAAUUGGUGCGCAAGUUGGAUCAGAUUGGACUUCAGUGUUAAAGAAAAGACAAGAUCUCAGGGAUGCAUUUUCAGGAUUUGAUGCAGAAAUUGUUUCAAAAUUUUCCGAAAAGAAGAUAAAUUCGAUCAGUACUGAUUGUGGUAUAGACUUGAGCCAAGUCCGAGGUGUGGUCGACAAUUCCAACAGAAUUCUCGAGAUCAAUAAGGAAUUCGGAUCAUUUGAGAAAUACGUGUGGAGAUUUGUGAACAACAAACCCAUAGCAACAAAGUACAAAUCAUGCCACAAAAUCCCAGUGAAGACUUCGAAAUCGGAAUCCAUAAGCAAGGACAUGGUUAGGAGGGGUUUUCGAUUAGUCGGACCGACCAUCGUACACUCGUUCAUGCAGGCCGCUGGCCUCUCAAAUGACCACUUAAUCACCUGCCCACGACACCAUCAUUGUGUUCAAGUUGCGCAAGCGCCAUUCCUUCUGUAA
Molecule: messenger RNA, 1179 nt
Organism: Fraxinus pennsylvanica
Lineage: Eukaryota; Viridiplantae; Streptophyta; Magnoliopsida; Lamiales; Oleaceae
Source: the annotation of a GenBank genome assembly